This is a messenger RNA of Oenanthe melanoleuca, 1560 nucleotides long. RefSeq names its product CDC42 small effector 1 (gene CDC42SE1). The transcript is spliced from 5 exons. Gene Ontology annotation, cellular component: plasma membrane. The coding region runs from base 479 to 715 and encodes 78 amino acids. NCBI's taxonomy places the organism in Eukaryota, Metazoa, Chordata, Aves, Passeriformes, Muscicapidae. Gene Ontology annotation, molecular function: small GTPase binding. Gene Ontology annotation, biological process: regulation of Rho protein signal transduction. The record is from RefSeq and is a predicted model, not a curated record.
GCGCCGGGCGGCGGGAGCAGCGCCGCGUCCGCACCGGGCCACGCCUGGGGCUGCGAGCGGGGCACCGGCACCGGCACCGGCACCGGAACCCGCACCGCCGGCGCCUCCCGGCCACGCCUGGGCUGAGAGCGGGCACCGGCACCGGAACCGCACCGGGACCAGGAUCCCAGAGCCACGCCUGGGGCUCUGCGAGCGGGGCACCGGGAUCCGCACCAGCACCGGGACCGGGAUCUGCACUUAGGGCCACUAAGCGAGCCGGACACCGGCACCGGGACCGGGACCGGGACCGGGACCUGAACUUCGGAACCACGCCUGGGGCUGCGAGCCGGACACCGGUACCGGGGCCCGCUCCCGCGCCGGGACAGCACAGCCAGCUGCUCCUGCCCACGCCGUGCCAGCCCGGGCAGGUGUCCCCAUGGAGUGACCCCGCGCUGGGUCCCGGCAGGACGGGGGGACGCCGGCUGCCACCGCCGCCAGCAUGAGCGACUUCUGGCACAAGCUGGGCUGCUGCGUGGUGGAGAAGCCCCAGCCCAAGAAGAGGAGGAGACGGAUCGACCGCUCCAUGAUCGGGGAGCCCAUGAACUUCGUGCACCUGACACACAUCGGCUCCGGAGACAUGGCUGCAGGAGAGGGGCUGCCCAUGACCGGUGCUGUCCAGGAGAUGAGGUCCAAGGGCGGCCGGGAGCGACCGUGGAGCAACUCCCGUGUGUUGUAGCGUAUUCCUGGCUUUCUCAGCCCAAACUUGAACUGCCUGACCCUCCCCGCUGGAGGAGACGCCGACCUGGAGUGCCCGAAGCCCGCGGUAUUUAUGCAGCACCAUCCUCACCCAGCUCCCGCUGACUUUGGGGCGUUGUCCCUCUGGAAAAUCCCUCCUUCCCGGAGGCACUGGCUGCUGGCAUGGGGAGGGAGCGGGGACAGCAGCCCCCAGCUCCUGCCCUGCCCGCAAAGGACACAGCCACCACACCCCUGAGACGUGCCAGCAGCUGCCAGGCGCAGCCACAUGUGCCAAAUCCUCCCAGGUUUCCCCUUCUCCCACUCCCCUGUGCCCCACAGGCUGCCUGGUGGUGCCUCAGUUUCCCCAGGGAAUCAGCCACGCUGCAGAGGCAGAUUUGGUGCCUCCCAGAACACCACAGAGGAGCAAAACCAGGAUUAAGCCCUGAUGUUCUGGUGCCAAACCAGAAUUAAACCCAAGGUGUUCUGGUGUCAAACCAGGAUUCGAUGUCAGAGCGGGAUUAAACCCCAACUCCUUGGAGCAAAAGGGGGAUGGAACCCCAAUGUCUGGGUGCCAAAGCAGGCUCAAAGCCCAGUCUCAGUGCCCACAGUGCCUCCAGCCGGCAUCCCCACCGCCGCCAGCUCCCACCCCCCUCCUGUUUUUAGGAUUCCUUCCUGUUUUUAAGCUCCAAAACCCACCUGAGCAGCCUCGGUGGCCUGGGGCAGGACCGUGGUGGGGUCUCCUCCCCCCGGGACUGCCCCCAGGUCUGACCCCACAAGGGCUCCGGAAUUCAGGCGCGGGUGUACAUAGUUUAAUUAGCGCCAGGAUUAAAUAUUAAUUAGUAUUAA